AUGCUUGCAGCAUACGGCCAUCGCUUCCAGACAAAAUUCCUUGACCCAAAGGAUCGCAUUUUCCCCAAUCUCUUUGGUGACGAGGGCGCUGAUUUGGCUUCUGCACAAAAGCGUGGAGACUGGAAUCAAACAGAAGAACUUAUCAAGAAGGGCAAAGAGUUCAUUCUCAACGAAGUCAAGAAGUCCGAAAUCCGUGGACGUGGUGGUGCUGGUUUCUCAACAGGCCAGAAGUGGAGUUUCGUUCCAAAGCCAAGUGGCAUCCCACAUUAUCUCUGCAUCAACGCCGAUGAAGGUGAACCAGGCACAUGCAAGGAUCGCCAGAUUCUCACAAACGAGCCACACAAGCUCGUAGAAGGCGCUCUUCUCGCUUCAUACACAAUCCACGCUCACACAGCCUACGUUUACGUUCGUGGUGAAUUCCGCCAUGAAAUUGCCUGCUUACAGAAGGCUAUUGAUGAGGCCUACGCUGCUGGACUCAUCGGCAAGAACAACAAAUUCGGAUGGGAUUUCGAUAUGUACAUCCACUCCGGUGCUGGCGCUUACGUUUGCGGUGAAGAGACAGCCCUCCUCAACUCCAUUGAAGGUAAGGCAGGCCGCCCACGCUUUAAACCACCGUACCCAGCUGCAAAGGGUCUUUUCCAGAAGCCAACCAUCAUCAACAACGUCGAGACCAUCUCCUCCGUCCCAACAAUCUGCAAGCGCGGUGGUGACUGGUUCUCAUCCAUCGGUAUCAAGGGCUCAAAGGGCACAAAGAUCUACGCUAUCUCUGGCCACGUCAACCACCCAUGCGUUGUUGAAGAAGCUAUGGGUAUCCCAAUCAAGGACCUCAUCAACAAGUACGCUGGUGGUGUCCGCGGCGGCUGGGAUAACCUCCUCUGCUUGAUCCCAGGUGGUCUCUCCUGCCCAAUCCUCACAAAGGAGCAGUGCGAGACAGCAGUCAUGGGUUACAACGAGCUCUCCGCUAUGGGCUCUGCUCUCGGCACAGGUGCUAUCAUCGUUAUGGAUAAGUCUACAAACCUUUACGAGGCUUUCAGACGCGUUUCUCACUUCUACAUGCAUGAAUCUUGCGGUCAGUGCGGUCCAUGCCGUGAAGGAACAGCUAAACUCUCCGACAUCAUGGACAAAUUCGCUGAGGGAAAGGCCACAAAGCACGAUUUACUUAUGCUUAAGAAGGUCGCUUACCAGACAUCUAACUGCAUCUGCGCCCUCGCUGGUGCUUCUUCUGACCCAAUCAAGGGACUCCUCAAGCAGUUCAGACCAGAGCUCGAAAAGGCUUGCGUCGCUGAGUAA
Molecule: messenger RNA, 1290 nt
Organism: Trichomonas vaginalis G3
Lineage: Eukaryota; Parabasalia; Trichomonadida; Trichomonadidae
Product: hydrogenosomal NADH dehydrogenase 51 kDa subunit
Exons: 1
Coding region: 1-1290 (429 amino acids)
Biological process (GO): mitochondrial electron transport, NADH to ubiquinone
Molecular function (GO): 4 iron, 4 sulfur cluster binding; NADH dehydrogenase (ubiquinone) activity; FMN binding
Source: RefSeq, a predicted model, not a curated record